GUGGCAACCCUGCGGUAUCCCGUCAAUUCGAAAGCAGCGAGGGAAAACUGAUCCACAACAAGUCGUGGCAGUGACAUCAUGCCUGUGUGCGUGUUGUCUCAGAGCAGUCAGAUCCCUGCUCAUCUGACCAGAACCUCCAUCUCUGCCAUCCGCACCGGCCCCGACUGGACUCAUGCUUGUGUCAAGGGGAGAGUGGUACACAAAGACGCUCUGGUGCCACUAGACGAUGACGACUUCAUACUAAAGGCUGUCAUUCAAGAUGUGGAUUCAUCUCCUAAUACUACAUGUCCGGAGAUAUCCAUUAAGAUGCUCCUGAUGGGAUCACUGGCCAAGGACUUCUCCACGACUGUCCACCUGGGGGAUAUGGUGGUGGCCUCUGGCUUCUCUGUCUCCAAGUCUUCCACAGUCAAAGAGAAGCAGCAUCCGUGCACUCUGCUGCUGUCUGGGCAGGGCGCAUGUGUCUAUGUGUGUAGUUCUGAAGUCAACUCUGUGGUGACAAGGAAAAGGUCUCCUAAAGCAGUAGAGGUGAGACAUCUUCAGCCUGAAGUCACCUCUGUAGUGACCAGAAAAAAGGCCUCUUGGACCACACAGGUUAGAGCCUGGGCCUCUCUCCAGGCACCUGGAGAAGCCAAGGAGGCAAAGUAUGUUUACUCUCGGCUGGACGAUCUUGAGGUUGGGACAAGGGUCAACGUCUAUGGAGUGGUGGUAUUCUUCAAACAACCAUUUAAGUCCAGUGGAACAGAUUACUGCUCUUCUUUAAAAAUCACUGACCAGUCCAACCAGAGAAUCGGAUGCAAUAUUUUCCUUUCAAAGUUGGAGGAGCAUCCCAAAAUAUUUCAAGUUGGAGACAUCAUCCGCAUGCAUCGAGUCAAGGUCUGCCGCUUUAACGACUCCGUCUCCCUGAUCAACACGUUUGGUUUCUCUGCGGUGACAUUUGAUGGGUCAAAGGGAGAGCCCGUGGAGCCCCGGACCUCCUGCCAGACCAUUCACUUUGACGAGGAGGACCAGCGCAUGGUGGAGCAGCUGAGAGCCUGGUCCUUCAAUCAGGCCCUGCUCCCCACCGCCCCCUCCGUUACCCUGUCCACGGUGCAGCCCAGUGCGUACUUCGACCUCAGCUGCCAACUGCUUGCCAAAGCCCCCCUCGACUCAUCCUGCACACUGCUCAGGGUGUGGGACGGGACCAAAUGUCCACACCCGCUGCUGAAGGUCCUGGUUGACCCUGAGAUGACAGAAGGCCCCUCCUCCUUUUCCCCUGAACAAGAGAACCUGAUCGCCAAUGUGCUGGUCUACGACAAUCAUGUGGAGGUCGCUGAACAACUCAAGCCCGGAGACUUCCUGAGGAUCUAUAAUGUGAGGGCGGUUCUGGGCUCCAGUAAAGUCCCAGGGCUGGCAGGGACCCAAACUCUGGAACAGGACCACCUGGCCUUCCACCUCCACAGGGGCACAGCCUACGGGAGGGGCAUCAGGGUGCUGCCCCAAACAAGCCCCACUGUUCAAGAGCUCAAGAGUGUAAUCGAAGCCUUUAUGCAAAAUGAGGACGACCACGCCAUGAUGGAGGUUUGGGGUACUCCACCUGAGUCUGUAGAUACAGAUCCUGUCUCAACUGACAGCAUCACAGAAACAAACUGCAGACACAGCAUUGACCCACUGACCCUGUCUGAGGUCAAAAGGUCAAAUCCAGGUCAAGUUCAUCACGUCAAAGUCCAGGUGAAAUCCUACCAGCCCCAGAAACUACACCAGAGCCUCAAGCUUUUCUGCGACAAGUGCUCUACCAUGCAGGACGUCCCAGAUGAGGACCACGUGUUGGGACUGCUCUCUGCAGCAUCCCAGGACAGGGGGCCGUGCUCUGCUCCUGUUUGGGCCCUGUCUGGACAGGUGCAGCUGCCCGUGGGACCUGCAGGGCCCUCUGAUCUGAGCCUGUACUUUUCCCCUCAGCUCAUGUUCGACGGCAAGAACAAGCAGCUCGUGUUCCUCAAGGGUGCGAAUCUAGCCCAGGUGAAGACUCUCUCUGCCAGUUACCUGAACAUUGUCCCUGUGCGGUCCUCAGGAGGUCAGCUGGCUCUGCUCGACCUGUCUGCCCCUGUCCUGUUCAGAGGCAGGAGGAGAUACUAUGGGUGUAAAAAAUGUUCAAAUCCUGCUGUGAGGGAGCCCAGUGUGGAAGGGGUCGACGUGGUGUCUGAGAAGUUAGUGGCAGAAGCCCUGGGUGUAGAGCUGCUCCGGUACGUGCUGCUGCUGAGACUGGAGCUGCAGGACUCCUCUGGCUCUCUGGACGUCCUGUUGUGGAGAGACGCAGAGUUGUUCUUCAACGUCUCUGCAGCUGAUGCAGCGUCCAGUCAGAAAGUUCAGGACCACAUCUGUCAGACCAUGGGCUCUCUGUGUCCACCAGAGGGCAGCACAGUUUGGCGCCCGUGGCUGGACAUGUGUCUUGUGUCCUAUGAAGCACAAAACGAUGAAGGCAUUAACCAGACAGUUUACCAGAUCUGCCACACCAAACUCUCCAAAGCCACUCCAGAGCCUGACCCCGUGACUUCCCCAUGAAGGUCAAAGGUCGACGUAACUGAUGCUCAACUUUGUAAAAAAAAAAAAGUACAAAUAUUUUCAAUUGUAAUAGUGUUCUUUUGUUGUUUCGAGAUAAAUAAAUGAAAUAAAAUCUGC
This is a messenger RNA of Periophthalmus magnuspinnatus, 2655 nucleotides long. RefSeq names its product protection of telomeres 1 homolog (gene pot1). The coding region runs from base 79 to 2538 and encodes 819 amino acids. Gene Ontology annotation, biological process: telomere capping; regulation of telomere maintenance via telomerase. The transcript is spliced from 21 exons. NCBI's taxonomy places the organism in Eukaryota, Metazoa, Chordata, Actinopteri, Gobiiformes, Gobiidae. The record is from RefSeq and is a predicted model, not a curated record. Gene Ontology annotation, molecular function: G-rich strand telomeric DNA binding; telomerase inhibitor activity. Gene Ontology annotation, cellular component: nuclear telomere cap complex; chromosome, telomeric region.